UAAGCGAUUUUUUUUCUUUCGGAAAAUGGAAGUUAUAAGUUUAGUGUGGCAAUUUGUUGUUUCUGUAGUGAUCAUACAGGUAGUUGUGGCAGAGGAGUGCAUUAGAUUGCAGGACCAUAUGAAUGAGCUCGAAAAAUGCUGCAGCUAUACCCCGCCCUAUCCUCGGGACGGUAUUGGAAAAUGCUCUAAGCAAGCAGCAGAAAAAAGCGGGACAGAUAAAGUAGAAUAUCUAUCGUGCAUUUUUGAAUGUUAUUUCGACCGGCUCGGAUUGGUGGUUGAUAAUACGCUCCACCUGGAUAAGGUAUCCGAACAUCUGCAGUCGAUGAGUGAGGAUGUUCGGAGCACGGUUAUUGCAGCGUACAAAAAAUGUGAUGCUGAAACAACUGGAUCACAACGCGUUUGCCAUUCAUAUGCACAGGAGCUUGAAGCAUGCACUCUGAUAGAGAUCAGCCGACUAUGCCCGGAUGAGCUUUACAAUCCGAGUGAAAUAUGCGACAAGAGAAGGGCAGGCGCUGAAAUCUGCUCAAGUUAAAAUGAAAGUAUUACAAACUAGGACGGUCAAACCUAGAAUAAAGCUUAUUCUCCAUUCACAGUAAGAGGUAUAUGUUUUAUUUAGCUUGAUGUAGAAAGACAGUAUUGCUCAC
Molecule: messenger RNA, 644 nt
Organism: Armigeres subalbatus
Lineage: Eukaryota; Metazoa; Arthropoda; Insecta; Diptera; Culicidae
Exons: 5
Coding region: 26-532 (168 amino acids)
Molecular function (GO): odorant binding
Source: RefSeq, a predicted model, not a curated record